This is a messenger RNA of Tetrahymena thermophila SB210, 8217 nucleotides long. RefSeq lists its product as hypothetical. The transcript has 27 exons. The record is from RefSeq and is a predicted model, not a curated record. Lineage: Eukaryota; Ciliophora; Oligohymenophorea; Hymenostomatida; Tetrahymenidae.
AUGUAUGGAGGUGCUAUAGCUUCUGAUAAUAAACUUGAUUCUAAAUUUUAAAAUAUUUAAUUAACAUUUUCGUCAUUUAUGAAUAACUAAGCUCUUAUUGGUAGUGUUUUAUUUUAAAUGCAAAACCUCCCUAUUAGCAGGAUAUUCUAAAAUACAUUGUUAAAUAAUUUUGCAAAAUUAUAUGGAAACUAGUUAGAAUAAUCUGCUGUAGGAUUUAUUGGAAUUUUAAAUGGUCAAAAAUAUAAUUCUAAAAUUGUAAUUUAUAAUUUUCUAAGCGGAAUAAUUCAAGAUGAUUUGUUAAUUUAACUUAUAAAUGCUGAAAAUUACCCAAUUUCAUAAUUAAAAAAUGACAUAAUUCUUAAAUUAGAAACAGACUAGGAAGAUUUUUCAAUUUUUCCUUCAUAGAUAAAAUAAAAUAAUGGCUUAUUUAAUUUAUCUAAUUUAUCCAUCUAUGGAAAGUUGGGGUCAUAGCUAAAAAUUAGACUUACUUCUGAUUUUAACUACAUCCCUAAUUAUGACUUAUAGGGAAAUUUUCUUAAUAUUUCUUAGAAUAUUUAUUUUGAAAUACAUUUUUAGUUCAGAAAAUUAUGUCCUAAGGGUACAACUCUUGUCUAAGAUAAUAGCAAAAAGGAUAUGUGCUAUAAUUGCCCCGCUGGUACAUUUAAUUUAGUUGAUGGAUAAAAUUGUAUCAAAUGUCCUUUUGUUUGUUAGAACUCAAUAAUGUAUUUACCAAGAGGAUAUUGGAGAUAUUCUUUAACAACAUAUGAAUAUUAAGAAUGCUAUUUAUCAUAAAAUUGUGUUGGAGAUAUUGAUAAAAUAGUAUCUCAAAAAUUAUAGGGCAGUACAAAUAGAUAUUGUAGUGAAGGAAAUAUUGGAGUAUUUUGCAUGGAUUGUGACAUAGAAGGAAUAUACUGGGAAAACAGAUACUAAUAAAUAACUCCUUAUACAUGCUAAACAAAUUAAAUUAAAGAAAUUAAAAAAGUUCAUAAGAGCUUUGGAAAUUAAUAAAACAAAGAAUUUAUAGCAAACAGUAGAAUCUUUUAGCUUAAUAUUACAAGGAAAAAUAAGAGAAACAAAUAGCUAAAAGCUACUUAAGUUACAAGAAACUUGUAGUUAUCACUAACAUGUAAUGCCAAUUAAUGUUAUGCAGUAAAACUGAAAGGUUGUAGCAACAUUUUACCUGAUUACACUGGAACCGACACUUAAGGAAACUGUACUAGUGAUAGAGAAAAGUCUAAUAUACUUUAUUGUGCUAAAAAUUCAAAUAAUGUAUGCAUGGAUUCUUCCAAAACCAUGUGCAUUUUGCUUAAUUCUGAUCCUACUGAUACUUAUGUAGGAAGUUACUUGAAUAGCAACUAAAUUCUUAUCUGUAUUUAAUUAACUGAUAUCUAAUUGACAUAAAUAACCCCUACAAGAAUUUAAUUCUUAAAAGAUGGGUAUUGCUACAAAAAUGAUAAUCUUAUAUAUUAGGGGUAAUAACUAAAGACUAGUUAUAUGUGCCAAUGUCCUUAAAAUUAAUGCUUCAAUGGAACAAAGUGUAUUUAAAUGGAUAAAAAUAUAAAUGCUGGAUUAAAUUUAAAUGGAUAAUGCGUUAAACUGUCAGUGAUAGAUAAUAUUUAAAGUUGUUUUAAUGAUGGAUUAAGUAUUUGUUUAUUAACAAUAACUUAAAAUACUUCAAAAUGCAUAGUCUACAACUAAAACACUGACAUAAUAGGAGUAUAUAGUUACUAAAAUGUGAAUUAUUGUUUGUCAAAAUCUUAAGUUAAUUAGACAAUAAUAAUAAAUAACAUUAUUAAUUUGAACUCUACUUAUUGUUAUUACCACAAUUAAUUUGUAUAAAUUCCCAAUCAGACUUUGUAAAUUAUUGGGAUCACUUCUAGAUAUAAUUGCUUUCUGUUAAAUUCAACUGUAAACUAAUCAGAUCCAUUAAAAUCCUGUAUAAAAGGAUACUGCAUUUCUUAACAAAAAUGCAUUCAAAUGAAUAGUUACAAUCUUAUCUCUAAAAGAUAAGAUUAAACAUGUGGUGGUAACUCUGAAUAAAAUUUUUUAGAAUGCUUCACAUCUAACACAAGUAAAACAACUUGUAUUAAUGGAAAUUCUUGUGAACUUAUUCUUUAAAGCAAUAAUUUUGUUGGAGCAUAGGCAAAUUUUGACUGUGUUAAAGCUAACCAGCAGGUUAACUCUGAUCAAGGGUAAACGAUAAUGUACUGUGACUAAUAUUAUUGCAUAUAAUAAUAUCAGAUCGAUGUUCUGGUUAGCUCAGGUAGGCAUGGAGAUGUUUACAGGACAGUUACUGUUUAAUCAUGCUUUGUGAUGAAUUGGUUUAAAAAAGAUUCUUCAGGAUAUUGUAUAUAUUAGGGUUUAUAAAAUAUUUGCCCGAAUGAUAACUAAUGCUUAACAUAUGACUCUGAUUUAUAAAAUUAUAUUUGUGUGAGUUUGUCUACAGAUAUAACAAAUCCUAAUUUUGCUAAAGAAAAAAAGACAUCAAAAUGCUUACCUUAUCAGCCUAUCACAGGAUAAGCUUAAAAUAUUGACAAAUGUCCUGCUGGAUAUUGCAUUUAUAUGCUAUCAUAAUCUUAAAAAUAUUGUGUAGCUCUUGGAUCUUUUGUUUAUGGAAAUUAGUACAUAGGAGUUGAGUAAUAUACAUAAUUAUGUUUACAAUAGUUAGAUCUUUCUUAUAUAGGGAUAUCAUGGUGUUAUGGAGAUAACUGUGUUUUCAAAUAUCAAAAUUAUUAUGUAUGCCAUCCUCUAUAGUAUUAAAGCACAUACUUUUCAACAAAUCUAAGUGUCAAGGCUAAGUUAUAAGAUGGUACCUGUGCAGAUUUAAAUUAAACUGUUUCUGUAAAUUGUUUAGCAGGUGAUUACUGCAUACUGAAUGGAGCUUGUAUUCCUCUUGAUAGUAACAAUUAAUUAGCUGUAGGUAGAAGCUUACAAGACUAAACCUGCCUGCCUUAGAAUACAAUGCCAGCAACUAAUUGUGCACAAAAUUAUUGUUUAAAAAAUAACUAAUGCUAUCCUCUUUCUUUGUAGAAUCCAGCAAGAGAAAGUUAAACAGGGAUUUGCAUUUAAGCAAAUGAUCCAGGAAUGUUUGGAGCUAGUUCUUGUUAUAUUGAUUAUUGCCUCUUUUUGGGAACAUCACAAAAUUAAAAUAUGUGUUUGCCGAUAGAUUACUAAUAGCAAAAUUAAUUAGGAAAAUAUCAAGGAACUGGUAUAUGUGUAUCCUAAAAUGAUUAAAGUAUCCCACAUACGACAUAAAUGAUAUAAUUAUGCUUUAAAGGAGUUUAUUGCAUUGCUACUAAUAGUAAUGGAGACUAUUGCUAAAAAGUUGAAGGUAUUUAUAAAUGUUCUGAUUCGUAAGGAAAGUGCGUUUUGCAAACAGAUAGUACAACUCCAUGCAGUAGAUGCUCGUUUAAUGAGUGCUUACUUAAUGGAAAUUGUGUAUCACUAGAUAAUAAAUAUUGCUAAGAUAAUAAUGGUAAUUGCUUAGAUGUGAGUUAGUCAGGUUGCAAAAUAAAAAUAAUUUAUGUUAAGAUCUAAAAGUAGCAAAUGAAAUUAAACAAUGCCUAGUCUGCCCAAAAUAUUUUUUUAACCCUGGAGAUGAUACUUGCUAUCAGCAAGUUAAGUAUAUCUAAGAUAGCUAUUUUAAUUUAUAACUUCAAUACAUCAUGGAAGACUGCUACCCUAACUCUGAUUGUUCCUUUAAUAGUUAAAAAUGUCCAGAAGGUAUUGCCUGAUGGUAAAUUUACCAAUAAAAAGUAUUAUAACUUUGGUAAUUACUAAGCAUAAAAUGUAUUAGGUUAUUGCUUAAGAUGUUAACCUGGUUAUAAACGCGCUGCUAAUAGGUUUGAUUGUGCCUAAAUAGUGCAAGACAGUUAACCUAACUGUUAUGAUUAUGACAUUAUUUCUUCUAUUAAUUUUAAAAGUACAAAAACUUUCUUAAAUUAUUAAUAUUAAACUGGAGAAACUAGUAUAUUUAAUUGCAACUAUUGUUCUCCUAGUACUUGUUUAUCACCUUAUUAUAGAGCUUGUAUAGACCUUGGUGAUCCUACAAAUUUAAACUCUACCUCAAUAAUCUGCAAUUCAUAAUCUACAUAGAAUCUUAAAGUUGUUGGAGGCGAUUAUUAAUAUAAUAAUUGUUAAUAUUUAUAUCCUUUAAUUAUAACUGCUGAAUUUAAUCUCUAUUGCGACUCAAAUAGGCAUUGCGAUUAACUAAUCUAGAAUUGCUUAAAUUGUUAUGAAUUUUAGCACUAUUAAGAUGGUUUAUUAUUUUAAUGUAUUUAGUGUAAAGAAGGAUUUAUCCCUAGUAUAAGUGGGUGUAUUCCAUGCCCAAAAGGAUGUUUAAAUUGCUAUGAAAUAGGCUAUUAUUAAUAAUAAAAAGUUAAUUUCACUAAUAUUCUUAUUUAUGAAAGAAGAAUGUUAAAAGAUAUGACAUUAUAGUAAAGAAUUGAUUAUAGUAAUCUCUAUUAAAUUUAGAUGCUCUGCUCAGUUUGUGAUAGUGGAAGAGUGCUAAGUGCUACUUAAUUAUCAUGCGAUUAUGUUGUUUGUGGGAAGUACUGCCAAAAAUGUAUGUAUUAUUAAGAUUAGCCGCUUUGUGUGUAAUGUAAUACUAAUCUUUUGUUUGCUGAAAUAACAUCUAUUUAAAUGUACAUAGCAUAAAUGUACUUUAAUUCUAUAUUUUUAGAUUAAAUUGAUCUUAUGAUUAGCUUUGAUCAAAAUUAACAAAACUGUAAAUUGUGUCCAAUGCUAUGUGAAACAUGCUAAGAUAAGAGCAAUUAUUUUUUGAAUGGAGCCUAUGAUCUGUAUGACACUAAAUGUUACUCUUGUAAAUAAAAGAUACCAAACUCUUAACCAGAACUUGAAAGGUAUGAAAUAAGGUACGAUAAAUAAAGAAUGAAAUGCUAACUUUGUUUAAAGAAUGAUAAUGGAUGCUAUUUUAAAAAACAAUCUCAUGUUUACGUAUUUUGUGGUUCUUAUAAUUAAACAUUAGGAUCAGGAACAGAGACAGACCCAUAUAAUUUAUUUAAAAUUUCUUAAAUCAACGUAGAUUCCUUAAUACUUAAUGAAGCAGAUGUAAACAGAGCCUACCUAUAUUAUAAUGAACUAUAAUUGAGGGAAUUAGAACUUAUAAUUUAAUAUGUUGACUAAGGUGGAGUUUGUGUAGAAAAUGUUGCUUUAAAUCUUCAAACUAACUUAAAGAGUACAAUCAGUUCAUUAGAAUUCAUGACAUUAACAAUUAAGGCAGAUUAAAGUAAAGAUUAUUAAACAUUCUUUACAGUUAAGCAAAUAGCUGUGGCAUAAAUAUCAGGUUUUAGCUAAAUUUAGGUAUAAAAUCUUAAUAUUGUUUCAAAAUACAUAAAUGGCUACUUUGGCUACUAAUCUCAAAAUACGACAAUCAAUCAAAUUUAAUUUUAAAAUGUAACUUUUAGUACUUAAAGCUAAGUUCCUAACUUAUUGUGGUUGAGCUUUGAAUACUUCAACGGAACUCUAAUUAUAGAUAAUGUCUCAUUCAAUAACAUUACAAUUCAAAAUAGGAUAACUAAAUUUGUAUAAUCUUUAAAUAAACUAAAGUAGCUUCUUAUAGAAAUCAACACUUAUAUUGGCUUCUCUGCAUAUUUUAAAAACAUCUUCAGCUUUUAAUUUAGCAAAGCUUAGCAUAAACAACUCCAAUUUUUAUAAUAACUCUAUAAUAGUUUAUGCUCAAAAUUUUAAUCAAACAACAAUAAGCAAGCUAGAGUUAUUUAAUAAUAAAAUAGUAUCAGAUAUAAGCAAUACUUAACAGUUUUAUAGCUUAUUUUAUUUAGAUUAGCCAUAUAAUACGAUUCAAAUUUACAGGCUUACAAUUUUACUUCAUUUGAGAUCCAUUCUAACUUAGUUGAUUGUAAUUAAGCUAUAAUAUUCUAAUUAAGCAAAAGUAUAAAUGCAGUAGUAAAUAUAACAGAUUUCUAAAUAGAAAGCAACAAAUACAAUAUUUUAUAAAAUGUUGAACAGUAGAAUAAUAAAUUCUUUUAAUUUAGCUCAAUAACAAGUUUAGUAAUAAAUAAUUUAAGCAUUUAAGAUGAUAAUGUAGUUCAAUUUUUAACAAUUUAAAGUAUUUAACAUGUUGAUAUAAAUAUCCUUAAUGUUGGUUAAUUAGCCAGAUAAUCCUCUGCCUAUAAUAUAUUUAGCUUUUAAGCUGUGAACUCUACUUGUAUAAUUAAGAAUGUGGUGCUUAUUUAACUAACUACAUACUAAUAAUUAAUACUAAUACACCAAAUAAUGAAUUAAAUAAAUGAUAGAGAUUAGUACAAUAUUAAAUUAUUGAAUUUCACUCUAAACGAGAUAGAGAUGAUAAGAAUACCACCAAUUAGCUUAGAAAUUCCAAUGUAAAACAUUAUUGAAAUUUAAUCUAAAAUUGAUGGAAAUGUGUUAAUUAGUAACUUUUAAGGAACUAAUAUUUAUAGAAAGUUCAAUAAAACCUAGGAGUAUUAAAUAACAGAAUUAUAUUAAUCUACUGUCAUAUUAAUUUAGAUGCAAAUUGGGUAUUUAUAAAUAGAAAAUAGCUUAAUUUAAUCAUAUUAUGUCCAUCCAUAACAUAAUCUUUUGUAAAUUAGCUGCUACUAAAUAUAAUUAGUCAACUCUUCUUUUGUUUUAUAAGAAAAUUAAAAUAAAAAACUUACAUUAGAUGAUUCUACUUUAAAAGGUGGAAUACUAAACCUUUUUGCUUCAUAGGUAUAAAUAUUUAAUACAACGUUUUUAGGAGGUUUAGCUAUGUAAGGAGGUGCUAUUUAUUUUCAAAGCUUAUAGCAGACUAAAGUAUACAUCUAAUAAUCUAACUUCAUUGAUAAUUGGAGCUUUAAUUUGAAAAAUUAAUAGGAGUGUUUUGGAGGAGCUAUCUAUUUUGAUAUUUCAUUAAUUAAAAACACUGUUGAAUUUUUUGUUUUAAAUACAAAAUUCUAAAACAAUCUAUCUUUAAAUCAAGGAGGAGCUAUUUAUAUUUCCAACUCACUACUUAAGUAUUUUUUUAUAAGUCAAUAUAACAACUUCAUAGAUAACUUAUCUUUAAAAGGUAGUAAUAUUUAUUCUUUUUAGUCCAAAGCAAUUAGCUAAAUAACAAUGUAUAUAACUGUUGUUUCAAUUACUGACAACUUUUAUAUUCUAUCCCAAAAUUUACAACCUUAUUUCUCAUAACAAAUGAUAGAGAGUGCUAGUAUUUCAUUAUUUAGCUUUUAAAAUUACUACAGCGUAGAUGUUAUUUAAUGCAUAUUUUAAUCAAGUUAGCCAAAUAAUUAAUUAAAUGAAAUUAAUUUAGCUAUGCUUUCAUAUUAAGCAAUAAUGAAUUUUAAAUCUAUUACCUUAUUAACUUUAGAUUAAAACAAAUACAAUUAAUUUUAAGUUUAUAGUAACUUAAUUAAUAUUUCUAACUCUCUAAAAGUGUUAAUCUAAUGGGAUUUUUUUGAUAACAAUUAAUUGGCUGCAAAUCCUCUUAUAUAUCACCAAAAUACCUAAAUUAAAAGCUUUAUAUCUAUAAACUCGAACUCUGUUAUUAUUAAAAAGCUAACAUUCUAAAACAACAAUUGCAGUUUAUGCGAUUAAGGUAAUAUACUCAUAGAUUCAAGUCAUCUGCUUAUAUACUAAAGCAUUUUCAAAGGAAACACUGCACUUAAUGGAGGAUCUUUAUAUUUGUAAAUGACAAUUCAAACAAGUAAUAAUAGAAUUUUAUAGCAUUCAAAUAUAGAUGACUAUCUGAUACUAUUUAGUUAGGCAAACCAAACAAUAUUAAACUGCACUUUUAUUGAAAACACAGCUCUCUAAAGUGGGGGAUCUAUUUUUAUAGAAAAUACUCUUAUAUAUUUGUCAAACUUAUUUUUUAUUGGAAACAAAGCAAAGAUGUAUGGAGGAGCUUUAGCUUCAGAUAAUAGCUCUGGUAAUACCUUUUAAAAUAUUUAAUUAGCUUCUUCUACAUUUCUGAAUAACUAAGCACUAAUAGGAAGCGUCUUCUUUUAGAUGCAAAAUCUUCCUAUUUAAAAAAUGUUCUAAAAUACUUUAAAAAAUAAUUUUGCUAAACUUUAUGGAAAUCAACUUUAGUAAUCUGCUGUAGGAUUUAUUGGUAUUUUAAAUGGUAAAUCAUAUAAUAGUAAGAUAAUCAUUAAAAAUUUUCUGAGUGGAGUAAUCAAAGUACAAAUUUAUUUACAAUAGAUUUAUUUUAAAAAUAAAUUUUUACUUUAUUUUAUUAAAUGA